Molecule: messenger RNA, 633 nt
Organism: Rasamsonia emersonii CBS 393.64
Lineage: Eukaryota; Fungi; Ascomycota; Eurotiomycetes; Eurotiales; Trichocomaceae
Product: mRNA capping nucleoside-triphosphatase
Exons: 2
Coding region: 1-633 (210 amino acids)
Source: RefSeq, a predicted model, not a curated record
AUGGACUUGCGCACCAUCAUGAACAACGACGCCAGCGGCGUUACAAACCCCUCUCCGUCGACAUCGCAACAGUCGCCUGCGCGCCGGCAGAGCUCUGACCCUUUCAAUACUCCUCGCCAGAACGAGGCCUCGACCCCGGGUUCAUCGUAUCAGGCUGGAUACUUCUCUCGCCCGCCUCAACCCCCUCCGUUGCAGCCACCUCACCAUUCUCCGGGUGGAUCGUCCUCCUACAGCUCAGCCCAGUCGCCGUAUCAAUACAAUUCGGCUUUCACUCUGAGUACGGGCGCUCAGUCUCAUCACGCGCAGAGCCCUUCUCACGCCUAUCCUCCGGUUUCUCGCGACGCCCACCCCGUCACUCCCGCCAGUCCAGCCGUGUACAGCCAGCCACAAGGGCCCUCGCUGGCUUUGCCCUAUACACCGCAGUCGGUGAAUUCAGCGCCCCACCAGCAAUCUUACUUCUCUCACCAGGGCUCUCAGUCCCUUCAACCCAACGAUCUCAACCGGGAACUCCUCUUGGACCGCCAUCAGUCCCCUAUCAGCGCCCUCCUUCCCAGACGAGCCGGCCACCCUCCUCCGGACACGAACACGGUCAACCGUCUACUUCGUGGGGGCCCCAGGAGAGCCAUGGACUAG